Messenger RNA from Myiozetetes cayanensis, 3656 nucleotides. RefSeq lists its product as uncharacterized. The record is from RefSeq and is a predicted model, not a curated record. NCBI's taxonomy places the organism in Eukaryota, Metazoa, Chordata, Aves, Passeriformes, Tyrannidae. The transcript has 12 exons. Gene Ontology annotation, biological process: regulation of ARF protein signal transduction. Gene Ontology annotation, cellular component: ruffle membrane. Gene Ontology annotation, molecular function: guanyl-nucleotide exchange factor activity. The coding region runs from base 290 to 3334 and encodes 1014 amino acids.
CGAGCGGGUGACCCCUGCCCUGGCCCCGCCCCCAACCUCCCCCACGCUCCGCCCCUGACCCCCUCCCACACCACCCUGGCACCCCUAAUAACCCCUCCCUGAUCCCCAUGACCCCCACCCAGACCCCCUCCCCACCCGCCCCUCAGGCACCCAGUGCCCCCGACGUGUUCUGGGCCAGCCUGGCCCGUGCCCAGCUCUGCGUGUGGGACCUGCAGGGAGCCCUCGAGGGGCAGCCCCUCCCCAGGCCCCCCCACCCUGGGACCCCCAGGAUGCCCCCCACUGCGGGGACAUGGCCCCCAGUGCCCCCCAGCCUGGGGGUCUGGAGGAGAACGUGGAGAACCUGGGGGUGGAUGGGAGCAGCUUUCAGGAGCUCCAAGGCUGUGGAUCCACACUGGAGAACAUCUUCCACGUCCCUCCCAAGCCCAUGGAUAAGAGCAACUUCCAGGAGCUCCAAGGCCACGAAUCUACAUUUGAGAGCAUCUUCCACGUGUCCAUAGGGGGGAACAUCCCACCUAAGCCUGUGCCGGUGGAUGGGAACAUCUUCCACGUGUCCAUGGAUGGGUCCAUCCCCCCCAAUCCCAUGUCCAUGGAUAAGAACAUCCCACCCCAGUCCGUGCCCAUGGAUGGGGGCACUCUCCAUGAGGACCAAGGCCACAGAUCCACACACGGGAGCAUCUCCCUCGUGCCUUCAGGUGGGGCCAUCUCCCCCAAAUCUGUGCCCAUGGACGAGAAUAUCCCAUCCGAGUCCUUCCCCUUGGAUGGGAGCGUCUUCCAGGAGGACCAAGGCUGUGGGUUCAUUUCUGGCAGCAUCUUCCACGUGUCCAUGGGUGGGAGCAUCUCCCCCCGGUCCAUGGCCAUGGGUGGGAGCAGCUCCUCCACAUCCAUGCCCACAGAUCAGGGAAUCUCUCAGGAAUGUGUGACUGUGGGUGGGACCAUCUCACCCAAGCCUGUGACCACGGAUGAGACCAACUCGUGCACGAGCAGGAGCAUCUCAGGGGAGAUUGUGCCAGAGGGUGGGACCAUCUCACCCAAGUCUGUACCCAUGGAUGUGUCCAACUUGCCCAAACCUGUGCCUGUGGAUGGGACCAUCUCACCCACGUUCAUGCCCACGGGUGGGAUCAUCUCUCCAGAGGAUGUGCCCAUGGAUGCAACGAUCCCAUCCAAGUCCAUGACCACGGAUGGGACCAUCUCACCCAAGUUUGUGCCCAUGGAUGAGACCAUCUCUCAGGAGCACCUGACCGUGGAUUCCACCAUCUCAGCCAAGUCCAUGGCCGUGGAUGAGACCAACCUGUCCAAGACUGUGAUGAUGGAUGGGACCAUCUCACCCAAAACUGUGCCCAUGGGUGAGACCACCCUUCUCGAGCCCCAAGCCCCCGAAUGCAGCGAAGAGGAGAAGGAUGAGGAUGAUGAGGAGGAUGAUGAUGACCACGGCAGCACCUCCCUGGAGGAAGAUACCGAGGAUGAGGAGGACCUGGAGGAGGAGGAGCCCCAGUUCCACACCAACCCCCUGUUCCAGAGCCGGCUGGUGGCCCCUGGGGGGGCCCAGGGGGUGCCCCUUUAUCGGACCCACAGGGCCGCCUUUGCCGAGGUGGGGGACACCACAGGGGGCAUCGGGGCAGAAAGGGGGGACCUCCAAACCCCCCCACUCCCACAGCCCUCAGGGGUCACUCCAAAGGGGACAUCGAGGACAUCGGGGGCGUCACCGUGGAGUGGGGACCCGCCCAACCCCCAGACCUGGCGCUCUCUGACUCCCCAGAGCUGCCCCUGGGAUCUGGCGGGGGGCAGCUGGAAUGGGGGGAACAGGACCCCCCUGCACUCCCCACCCCUCUGGAGCUCAGCCCAGGUGAAGGGGACUGGGACCCCCCCACCCCUCCUGAGCUCACCCCAGAGCGGGGGGGCCUGGGCCCCUGCAGUUCCAGAUCCCCUCUGGGGGAAGUGGUGCAGCCCCCCGAGGGGGGGUCCCAGCCGGGACGGGAGGAGGCCCAACGUUUGGCCUCCCGCCUGUUCCACCUGGAGGGCAUCCGGAAAUCCCAGGUGGCCUCGUUCCUCCGCAAAAACAAUGAUUUCAGCGCGAUGGUGGCCCAGGAAUACCUGGAAUUCUUCCACUUCCAGGGGCAGACUCUGGACCAGGCGCUCAGGUCGUUCCUGCAGGCCCUGGUGCUGUCGGGGGAGACGCAGGAGCGGGAGCGGGUCCUGGGCCACUUCUCCCGGCGCUUCCACCGCUGCAACCCUGGGGCCUUCCCAUCCCCCGCACUUGCGCCGGGCCAUGACCAGCUCUGAGUUCGUGUCCAACCUCAGUGGGAUGAACGAUGGGCAGGACUUUCCCAGGGAGCAGCUCAAGGCUCUUUACGGCUCCAUCCGCAGCAAGAAGUUGGAGUGGGCAACGGAGGAGGAGGAAGAGGAGGAAGAGGCUGGGGGAGGGAAGAAGAUCCUCCCCCAAAUCCCGGAGCUGCCGGGGGGAGCCGUGACCUUCCGCAGGGGGUGGUUGGCCAGAAAGGUCCUGGCAGAGGCUGAUGGCAAGAAAACUCCCUGGGGCCGCCGGGGCUGGAAACCUUUCCAGGCUGUUCUCCGUGGGACAUUCCUGUUCUUCCUCAAGGCCGGGGGCGGGGCCCGGGGGAUCUCCCGACGCCCCUCAGAGCCGGGAUCCCCCGGGGCUCCCCCGGAGGAAGGUGGGGGGACCGAGGAGCCCCUGGGGGUCCACCAUGCCCUGGCUGAGAGGGCCCCCAAAUACACCAAGCGGCCCAACGUGUUCCGGCUGCAAACGGCCGAGCGGAGGCUGUUCCUGUUCCAGGCGCCCACCUCCGAGGAGAUGCUGUCCUGGAUUUCCCGGAUCAAUCUCGUGGCCGCCCUGUUCUCCUCCCCUCCGUUCCCGGCGGCCGUGGGGUCCCAGCGACGCUUCGUGAGGCCCAUCCUGCCCACGGCACCCAGCAGGAGCCCCCCGGAGGAGCAGCUGCGGUGCCACGAGCAGUGGCUGGAGCGGGUGGGGCAGGAGCUCCUGGAGCACCAGAGACACCUCCCCGAGGGCCGAGGCCGAGCCCGGGACCUGGACGAGUAUCGGGUCAAGAAGGAAUUCCUGCUGGAGGAGCGCCGGCGCUACGAGACCUACGUGCAGGUGCUGGAGACAUGGCUGAACUCGGGCGCCCGGGACCUGGAGGGGUGGGAGGCACAGGCAGGGGGGGCCCCCCCGGACCCCCCUACUCUGACCAAGGCCCACUCGAGCCCCUCGCUGGCUCCUGAGCACCCCCCAGGCCCCACCGUCCGUGUCCGGAGGAACAUCUCGGAGCGAAGGACCGUGAGGAAAAUCGUCCCCAAGCGCAACAAAAACCUGCUAUGACCCCCUGGGGGGACCCCAAGAGAUGAGAUCCCACCAGGGGGACCCCCCCGGGAUAAAAUCCCACCAGGGACCCACCCCCAGGACCCCUCGGUACGAGGUUCUUUGGGGGGUCCCAGUAUGAGGUUCCUUGGGCCUCCCCCAGUUUGAGCCACCCUGGGGGGGAUUCAGGAUGGGGAAACUCAGGGAAAACACCCCUUUCCCUCUCCCAAAAAGAGGGCUGGGGGGGCUGUAACCCCCCUCCAGGAUCCCCAGCCCCACCCCAACCCCGCGCCCGCUGCCUGCUGCUCUCUGUGUGCAAUAAAGGUGUGUCCCACCGCUGGCA